Periconia digitata is the source of this 1116-nucleotide messenger RNA. The record is from the annotation of a GenBank genome assembly. Lineage: Eukaryota; Fungi; Ascomycota; Dothideomycetes; Pleosporales; Periconiaceae.
AUGUCAAACCCACAGCUCGUUCAUCAUUCGAAUACAUUGCUUGCAUCAGAAAUUCACUACUAUAAUACCAAAAGCUACUCUUAUCUCUUUAACUCACUUCCUGACAUAAUGUCCACAGAUUUCGGGGCUACCGACGACUCACUGGUCACCAACUUCACAAAAGUGAUACACAGAAAACCGUACCCAGCUAUCUCGCCCAUCAAACCUUCACUGAGCCAAGCAGGCAGAACAGUACUCAUCACAGGUGGUGGUGUUGGAAUCGGUAAAGCCAUCGCUCACAACUUCGUUCUUGCUUCAGCCGCGACCAUCGUGAUCAUCGGAAGACGCCUAGAAAAACUCGAAGAGACUGCUUCUGAACUAGAUGCGACUGCAGAGAAAGCUGGAAAGACGACCAAGAUUAUCGCGAGGAGUUGUGAUGUCACUGACGACAUUGGAGUCAAGAACCUCUGGGAUGAUCUAGGGAAGAAAGGUGUAUUCGUGGAUGUGCUUGUGCUUAAUUCCGCCACAGACACGGCUAAUCAGUCUCUUUUCGAACUCGGAAUUGCCGAAGUGUGGUCCCAGUUCGAAGCCAACGUCAAAGGCCCUUUACAUUUCGCGGAAUGUUUCCAUAAGCAAGUCCAGCAGGGACCGAAGAAAGCAAAGUAUCUUGUGAACGUAUCUAGUUCCGUCAUUCACCUGCACGGUAUGUGUGAUGCCAUGGAAACGUUGACUGUGACAUUACUAAAUGCGUAUGAAGGCCAUCCUGCAUUCGACGGACGUCCAGGCUACAGCGUCACCAAAGGCAGUGGAACUUUGGCAAUUCAGUCUCUCGCAUAUCAAUUCACCCCGGAGGAGAUGCAAGUUAUCAACUACCACCCAGGUGCUAUUUACGGGCGAGCAUGGAAAGAUCAGGGAGUGCCCGAAGAUGGGUUUGACUUCGAUGACCCGAAUCUACCUGGCGCAUUUGCCGUCUGGGCAGCAUCAAGAGAUGCGAGCUUCUUGCACGGCCGUUAUGUUUUCUGUCACUGGGAUGUGGAGGAACUGGCGGACUCGGAAGUUGGAUCGCGCCUUAAAUCGGAUCGCGAUUACCUCAAGUUAACCGUGAAGGGACUGAACUGGAUGAAGAAAGAUUUUUGA